AUGAACACUACUGAACUGGUCAAGGUGUGCAAUGCCCGAACACAGUUUUAUCAGUGCCUGGGAACCUCCUACUAUGCUUGCAUGAAUCUGUUCAAUAUUCUGGAUACUAGCGACCCUGACUUCACAAAUGCAUUCGACUACACUCGUACCUUCAUGGGCUUGGAGUUCAUGUGUAAUGCUGGAUUUGAAGAAGUUGUUAGCCAAUGGCCUUGCCUUUAUGGAAUACAAACAACUCGUGCAUAUCAAGAUUGCAUGAACAAAUUCACUUACAAUGUGGCUCCUUCCAACUUCUGCAGUAUGGUUGAUGAAACUGGAAAAUGUCUCAACGAUGCAUAUCUUAACGCCUGUGCAGACAAUGGAGCUGGCUGGUAUGGCUGUGAGAACUUCCGUUUCACUUUCGAUCAGACUUGCUGGGGACUGCGUUGCAACGUUGCCCAGAACUGA
Molecule: messenger RNA, 444 nt
Organism: Haemonchus placei
Lineage: Eukaryota; Metazoa; Nematoda; Chromadorea; Rhabditida; Trichostrongylidae
Source: the annotation of a GenBank genome assembly